CAGUUGCUCGCUCUGAUCUUAGAGUGCAAGUAGUGGAGAUAGCAGUCUGUCUGCAAUCGCGGACUGUUAUUUUUACUAGACACUCAGAGGUUGCCAUUGCUCUCUGAGACUCGCAAUAUCUUCCAGCUUCUCUUUAAGAUCAGGGACGAGUAUGAAGGGACGAAGAUUAGCACUGUCGGGGUCGUUGCACAGAUAAGCCGACAGCUUGAAGUUGAGCCUGUUCAAAAGAGUUACUCUGGAAAGAGUCAACCUUUUAGGCGAACAGCCAACUUACAUUCUUAAUUUUAGACGACCAAAAUCAGAUUGAGGUUGGUGAUUCCCGCGGCUGAAGCAGUAUCAGCAGCUGUGUACUAUGGCUAUCAGGAGUCCAAUGGUGCUCGUGGGGCUUUUCUUGCUCUGCUGCAUGCUAUCAAAUGUUCAGUCAGCUCCUAUCAAGAUCACGAGGGAAACAAUCAAGGAGUGUAGGCGUGGUCAGUGGGCUGGCAUUCCAGCUGACUGCUGCCCUCCGAAGAUCAUCGAUGGACCCAUCAUCGACUUCACUCCUCCGAAGCUUGAUCCCUCCAAACCUCUGAGAGUCAGGAAGGCCCUGCAGUGCCUAAGUGGCAAGGAGCUGAGGACGUACACCAAGAAGCUGCAGAAGGGGUACAGAUUGAUGCGCGCUCUUCCAGACACCGAUCCCCGUUCUUACGCGAGGCAAUACGGGAUUCACUGCGCUUACGCAACAGGCUCAUUCAUCCAAGAUGGCUCCAACAAUUUGACCAUCGACAUACACAUCGGCUGGUACUUCCACCCGUGGCACCGAGCUUAUGUUUAUUUCCACGAGAAGAUUCUGCAAACGCUACUCAACGAUACAGAGUUCUCUCUUCACUACUGGAAUUACGACAACACUAACUCUCUCGGCAAACACGAAGCCCGCAAACACCGCCAUGAUGGUGGCUGCUACAAGUCUGGGCUGUACUUCCCCCCCAUGUACAACGACCCGACUAAGGCUACAUUCCAGUGGAAUCGCUCAGAGAGGGCAUUCGAACCCAAAAGACCGGUGGACCUCGCAUUCGAUGGAACUCAUUACAAUAUUACUCUAGGCCCCCCACCGUUUCCGAACAACCUGACUUUGGCUCAAAUCAUCUGGAGGAACAACGAGCUCAUGCACAGAACUUUCCUCACGUGGGGAAAUUCUACUAUCGCCUUCAUGGGGAAGGAGUACAGAGAGGGAGAUCCGCAGGCUCUUGGCAUCGCUAAUGGAGCUGGUAUGCAAGAGAAGUAUUCACACACCAGCAUGCACUGCUACAUCGGCGGAAAGAUGUUCGAGCCUAAGAGCGCCCCAGAGGAUCCUAUAUUUUUCCCCUUCCAUGCCAACCUCGAGAGGCUUUGGGAUAUCUGGCUAUCUCUCGGUGACGAUCACAGGAAUCCGACGAGCUCGGAUUGGCUCGAUGGAGAGUUUCUUCUGUGGGAUGAGAAUGCGGUUAUGAACAGAUUCAGAGUGAGGGACUUCCUCAGCGCAGAAGCUCUUGGGUACACAUACCAGAAGGCAAACGUCGACAGCUGGGUUAAUUUUGACACCAGUUCACCCUACCCGGAGUAUUAGACUCUGUUAGAUGGUCGCAUAUUGUGGAUCAUAUUUUCAGCUUGUAUGUCCUGUAACUAGGUAUUGCAGCAAUUUUUAUUCAUUAGGGAAAUCCUGCAAGACGUUUAGAGAUUUUGAGCUGGGGGACACGUGUGCACCUAAUCAAACCCAGUCACAAAAUCUCCGUAAUUGUUGUCGGUGGGAUAUUGCCAGGGAGAUAGUAAUUUGAGUAAGGAAUUUCCGAUUACAAGGGCGGAUAGGGAAUCGAAGCACCUGCGUUUCUGCCCUUCGGGCUUCAAUGAUUUCCACUCAUAGAGAUCCGAGUUUUUUUCUUUUGAUUCAUUUACCAACUCAGCUUUGGAGCUGAUGCGGGCGAUUCAUGUCGCGGUCGUGACCGAUCGAUUCUAACUUGUGAAAGUAA
Messenger RNA from Marchantia polymorpha subsp. ruderalis, 1985 nucleotides. The record is from the annotation of a GenBank genome assembly. NCBI's taxonomy places the organism in Eukaryota, Viridiplantae, Streptophyta, Marchantiopsida, Marchantiales, Marchantiaceae.